AUGGAUGAGCUGUGGAAUCUGUUGGUCGCAUACAGAGACGUAUGGGAGAGCCCGAAGGUGGCGUGCGUCAAGUACGAGGCGCGUUUCGAGGCAAGCGGCGAGCCGUACAAAGCGAGGUUGAGACAUCUCGAGCCUGAGGAGGUGCUGGACGAUCGCACUCUGUGUUACAUCGAUGAUAUCGUGAUCGCGACGGACACGGUGCCGGAGAUGAUGCUGCGGUUGGAGAGGCUUCUACCUCAGGCUAGAUAA
Messenger RNA from Gregarina niphandrodes, 249 nucleotides. RefSeq lists its product as hypothetical. Lineage: Eukaryota; Apicomplexa; Conoidasida; Eugregarinorida; Gregarinidae. The transcript has a single exon. The record is from RefSeq and is a predicted model, not a curated record. Bases 1 to 249 code for a protein of 82 amino acids.